Molecule: messenger RNA, 3804 nt
Organism: Cavia porcellus (domestic guinea pig)
Lineage: Eukaryota; Metazoa; Chordata; Mammalia; Rodentia; Caviidae
Gene: Mcl1
Product: MCL1 apoptosis regulator, BCL2 family member
Exons: 3
Coding region: 220-1275 (351 amino acids)
Biological process (GO): extrinsic apoptotic signaling pathway in absence of ligand; regulation of apoptotic process; intrinsic apoptotic signaling pathway in response to DNA damage
Cellular component (GO): mitochondrial outer membrane
Molecular function (GO): protein heterodimerization activity; protein homodimerization activity
Source: RefSeq, a predicted model, not a curated record
CUGUGCGUAGCGCUCUCGGAACUUCCGCUCUUCACCCUUUUAAGGAAACUGCUUUUUUUUUUUUCAAAUCGUCUCACGCCCCCGCACAGGCCGAGACCUAGAAAACCCUCUCCCACUCGCUAUUUCCGCUUCCUUCCAGUGAGCGUUCUGGGCCUCCCGGUGUUCCCCAGCCCGGUGGCGGUGGCGGUGGCGGUGGCGGCGACGGCGGCGGCCUCCGAGAUGUUUGGCUUAAAAAGAAAGGCGGUAAUCGGCCUGAAUCUGUACUGCGGAGGCGCCGGGCUGGCCGCCGGCAGCGGCAGCGCCACCUCUCCGGCAGGGCGGCUUCUGACUGCCGAGAAGGAGGCCGCGGCCCGGCGGGAGGCGGGGGGAGGGGAGGCGAGCGCGGAGGCCGGCGGAGGCCCGGGCGGGAGCCCCAGGGCCGCCCGGGCGCAGGACGCCCGGAGGGGCGCGCGGCCGGCUCCCAUCGGCGCCGAGGUCCCCGACGCCAGCGCGACCCCCGGGCCGCGGCUGCUUUUCGCGCCCACCCUCUUCGCGUCCCGGCCUGAGCUCCUGGAAGCCCCUGCCGUGGGCGCCAUGUCGCCUGAGGAGGAGCUGGACGGGUACGAGCCGGAGCCCCUCGGGAAGCGGCCGGCCGUGCUGCCCUUGCUGGGGCUGGUGGGGGAGGCCGGGAAGAGCCCCAGCGCCGACGGUUCGCUGCCCUCGACGCCGCCCCCGGCGGAGGAGGAGGAGGAGGAGGACGCGCUGUACCGACAGUCGCUGGAGAUCAUCUCGCGGUACCUGCGGGAGCAGGCCGCGGGCGCCAAGGACUCGAAGCCGCUGGGCGGGGUGGGGCCCACCAGCAGGAAGGCACUGGAGACCCUGCGGCGGGUCGGGGACGGCGUGCAGCGCAACCACCAGACCGCCUUCCAAGGAAUGCUUCGGAAACUGGACAUCAAAAACGAAGACGAUGUCAAAUCCUUGUCGCGAGUGGUUGCCCUUGUUUUCAGUGACGGCGUAACAAACUGGGGCAGGAUUGUGACUCUCAUUUCUUUUGGUGCCUUUGUGGCCAAACACUUGAAGAGCAUAAACCAAGAAAGCUGCAUCGAACCAUUAGCGGAAAGUAUCACAGAUGCUCUGGUGCACUCAAAAAGGGACUGGCUAGUCAAACAAAGAGGCUGGGAUGGGUUUGUGGAGUUCUUCCAUAUAGAGGAUCUAGAAGGCGGCAUCAGAAAUGUGCUGCUGGCUUUUGCAGGUGUUGCUGGAGUAGGGGCUGGUUUGGCAUAUCUAAUAAGAUAGCCUUGUAAGUGCAAUAGUUGACUGUUAAACAACCCCAGGCACCAAAACAAUAUACUUCUGUGAAAUCAAAGUAUUUAUGAAGCUGGUGGGCUUGAAACUGACCAAGCAGCAACUUCAAAGAGGCCAGAAAGCAAGAAAAUUAUGGCUGCCAGUAAUGGGAAAAGUAGUCCCCUUCAAGAGUCACAGUCUGAAAGAAGCAAAGUGCAGUCUCAGCAACAAGCAAACUGCGAGACCUUGAAAGACUUCCAGAUUUAGUGAAGACGAUAGGGUGGUGGAAAGACUUGAUUUCUUUGUGUACAACCAGAGGAGUGGCCAAUAGCCAGCUAGUCAUAGAAGUCAUUAAAUUUGCCCAGCAAAUCAUCAGUUGUCUAGUGUUAAUAGAGAAGCACUAACAAUGACGUGUAUAAAAUGGAUUUAAGCUACAAGGAACUGAACUCUGACCAUAGGCCUCAGUACUGCAGAACAGCAUGUGAAGGGUAGCUUUUCCUCUAUAAUUCACUUUUCCUGUGUAUUUCUUGAGUAGACCAACAACAGAAAUAUGAAAUAGUCUCAAUUUUUAAAACAAAAGCAACUUGCAUUUGUCUGUAAAAGUUAUAUAUUUUUACAGAAAGUAUUUGGACAUAAUGUAUAUCAAAUUUACAGUAGUUUUUUUUUUCAUAACCUUUUGAAAUUUGCAAUUUCUGUAGUUAGGAAUCUAUUUCUUACAGCUUUUUUAUUCAGAACUUACUCCUGGUCAGUUCUAGAGUUUAUACAGAACUAAUGUUACAUGUAAUGCAAACUGGUUGUAUUGGAACAAAUCUGAUCCAUAACUAUGCAGGGUUUAAUUUUCCAGUCUGAUUUUGGUAAAUAUUCCUUAAAUGGGUCCUGGGGGAGGGUCUACUGAUGUCUUAAAAAUAAUGGGCUCUGAUUAGACAACUUCUUUUAAGUUCUUAACUUUGGCCUAAUUUAGCUGGUGCAACUUAAAACUGAGUUCAUGAGCUCAUCUUUAAACCUUUCACUGAAAAAUUUUCAGCUGUUCCAAGUGAGCAUUGUGUGUGAGAGACAUUUGAUUCCUUGUUUACUUAAUUUGUAAAAUGAUGGCUUGCAAAAUCAGGCCAGAUUCUAAUGGUGCUAAUACUCGGCUUGCUUGUUAAACACAGGUUUAAGCCUAGUACGCAAAUAAAAGAAAUACUUAACAAGUUUCUUUUCUAUUGAUGAUUCCCAAGCUUUGUUUUGAGUUUUUGCAUUGGCAUCUCUGGGUCUUACGGCCUGAUCUACUGAAUUUACUGUAUUUCCUGUCCUUUGUAAUACAUGCUGCUAGUUCUCUUCCCUGUACAGAUCUUAACAUCCAUUUCUACAUCAUUAGUCUGUCCGUCUUUGAACUCUUCAGUUGCCCUUUUAGUUUUUAGCACUAUGCACUCUGCUGGGAACUUAGUGUGUCGUUUCCCCCCCCCCCCCACUUUAUCCCUUCAUAAUUCGUGGACUUUGUAUUUUAGGAGGUAGGAACGCUGCAAGUAUUGCAAUAGUACAGCCCCAGAGACGGGAGGAACUUUCUCUUCCUUGGUAUCCUUGCAGUAGAUUUACCCAGUCUUUGGGAGGAACAUUUCAAAAAUCCUCUUUGGAAAUUUCAGAGAUUACAUCCCUUCAAAAUAUUUGCAUUUGAAUAUGCUCACUUAAAUUUCUAGAAAAAGGUGGGCUGUGUUAAACCUAAAAGAGUUACAUGAAAGCUACUGGUAAAAUGAACAAAGUUGCGUUGCAGCUAGUUAUUUGAAAACUUCAAUCUCAAGGCGACCUUUACUCUGCACUCCAAAUAAAAAUAGGUGUGAAUAAAAGACAAAGAAUGUAACAGGGAAAAAUUGCCCUGCCUCUCCUCCUUGGAGCCAUAAAGUCAUCUUGCUAGAGCUAUUUUUACCUGUGUAUUUAUCAUCCUUGAUCACAAGCCACUUAUUUAUAUCAUGUCAAGAACCUAAAAGCACUUUAUGUAGUUUUUAAUUAAUCUUACAGUCUGGUUAAGGUGACUUAAAAACCUCUCCCCAUGGCAAGUCGUGAAGAUAAGUGUGAAUUUGUGUUCAGGAGCCUCACUUCCCAGCUGACUGGGUGUGAAGCUGAGGUGUACGAAGGGUCUCAUUGGUGUUUUGGGUCCAGGACAGUGAGGGCUUAGAGAGCCCAAGAGCUUGGGGGAAGGAUGUGUGCAGGAAGGAAGGGAACCGAAGCUAAUUCACAGGAAGAGGCAUGUGUUCUUACGAAUGCUGACUGGCUGCAUGGGUCAGACAGAAUCUUCCAAAAUGGAAAAGGAAGGGCUGCUUUGAUAGCUCUCAGUGACUUCUCUUUGUCUUAUGCUUCUCUCAGGGAAAAACAAUGCAGUUCUCUAAUGGUGGUGGUAUACAUUCUGUGGGGGGAGGGGUAGACACCUUGGUUGUGGUUAAACAGCUGGUUUUCACAGCUGUGCCAGGAAAGAUUAGGACCAACUACAGGUUAAUGAGAUGUACAAUGUAGUAUCUAUCCCUAACUUCCUGUUCUUUCUGAGAAAAAAUAAACUUGUCAAAUUAA